Molecule: messenger RNA, 3156 nt
Organism: Varanus komodoensis (Komodo dragon)
Lineage: Eukaryota; Metazoa; Chordata; Lepidosauria; Squamata; Varanidae
Gene: RSRP1
Product: arginine and serine rich protein 1
Exons: 5
Coding region: 229-1191 (320 amino acids)
Source: RefSeq, a predicted model, not a curated record
GCCCUCAGUCGCGGCUGGCGCGAGCACCGGGCGGCUGACUUGGCGGCGGCUGCUGACGGGGCGGCGUUUGAACGCGCUUUGUGGCCCGAGAGUGGCCUUUUUCGUGGGCCACGCCUGACCGGCAGAACCGAGCGGGCUGUUUGGAGCGCGUCCUCGCUGCGACUCCCGGGCGUUGCUCCGUCCUCGCGGCUCGGCGGUUCCCUUGACUCGCUCCGUGUGCUUCUCGUCAUGGCGAUCACCAACGAAACCGGGCUCUCCCCUCAGGCUCCGCCUCAGGGCCAGGCCCCGUCCUCCUGGUACCAGAGUCCCCAGCAGGUCUGUGAAAGCUCUGAGCAGAAUAGGAAAUCUGCAGCAGCUCAUGCAAUGGGAAAUGGGCAGCUGAAAACAGAAGUCACUUUCUAUAAAAAUAUUGAAAAUCCAACAUCAAGCAAGAAGACAGAUGAGAUGACAGACUUCAUGGAUGACUUGACACUCAGUUCACCAAAAGAGAAGUCUCGUUCAAGCUCAAGGAGCAGUUAUAGCAGGAAAUCUUCCUCAAGAUCAUCUAGUAGGUCAUCUUACAGUUCACAGUCUAGCUCAAGCACUUCAUCCUCAAGAAGCUGGAGCAGGUCUAGGAGCAGAUCCAGCUCACGUGCUAAAAGGAAUUGUUCCCGGAGGAACAGAAGAUAUUCAAGAUCUUAUUCCAGGAGUCGAUCAAGAUCACGCAGCUACAGAUACCGAGAAAGGUACCAUCCUCGAUACUAUCGGAGAUACCGUCGCUCUCCUCCAAGAUACAGGUCACGGAGUCGGUCUCCUAGAAGAUCAUACUAUAGAAGGUCUUAUUCCAGAAGCAGGUCAAGAAGCCGAAAAUACUAUGGAUUUGGAAGGACCAUAUAUCCUGAGGCUUAUAGAAGCUGGAGAAGCCGCUCUAGAUCAAGAUCUCGCAGUAGAACUCCUCUGCGCUUGACUGAAAAAGAAAAAAGGGAACUACUGGAAAUAGCAAAGGCUAAUGCAGCAAAAACCUUUGGACCAGACAUUUCCUUGCCAGCCAGCUUGAGAAUGAAUCCAAAAUCCAAUGAAAAUGUAAAACCAAAAGAUGACAGCAUAGGGUCUAAGAUGUUGAAAGAAAGUCAGAAGAAGCAGCUUGCAUCACUUGCAGAUAAGUUAUUGAUCUUUUUUCAAAUCUCUGCAGUUUUGAUAUGCAGGAGGUAAUGAGGUCACAAUUUGAAUGAAGGCUAUACUUUAUCAAGUCAUCUUUUCAUUAUCUGGUGAUAACCAAAAAUUUGGAGAUGGAUAUGAGGGCUGUACACAAUAUAUAUACUAAAAAUAGCAAACAUGAAUUCUAGCAAAAGUUGUGCAGUAACAUGUCUGCACCUGGGAUUUUUUUCCAGAUAAGCAGGUUCAGGACUGCUUCUGCAGUAGCCAUUUUAAGCUUAGAGGCUAGACCAAAACCUGUACUCUGCUCAGCCAUCUAGGUGGCACUGUUUAAAAUACAAUCCUUCCCUCUUUAGCAAUUAAGAAAACAAGCUGAAGAAGGCAAGAUGGAACUGUGCUGCUGCAGUGAAGGACAUAGCAUUCAGUACUAAUGUGAUUCCUACCUCUGAGAUCAAGAAACUGAAUACAGAUAUUUCUCGAGCCUACUUUGCAAAACUAUACAAGUACAUUCAAGAGGCAUUUCCACAAAGUUUGAUGAGACAAAUAUACAUGCAUGGAAUUGCAACCUUCAUGUUGGAACUAAAAGUAUAUUCAAAUAAUAUUUUCUGGACACCACAUACCAACUAAUGUACAUGGUUAUUGUAAUUUUUGAACCUUGCAGAACUUAUUUCUGAUCUGUGAAAACAGAUUUUCACCUAGUGAUUUUCUACAGCUUGUAUUAACCAUACAAACUGUUCUGAGGACUGAUGCUUUGAUUUUGUUAGAAACAUUGGAGGCAGGGUAGUCUGGGUAGCACUUCUUAAAAUCCAGUGCUUUUAGUUGUUUAUAAAAUGAAGUUCUAAAUUGCAAAUAAGCGCUGUUCUUUGGAAACAUGCACAGGUAUUCAUCCUUGUGUGUUUCUUUUGAGGCUUUUUUUAAAGUAGCAAUGUCCUCACAGUUAACUUUUUUUUCUUUCAGAAUCCAAUGAGCCUAGCUGCUCUGAAAGCCUGUCAGCUUUCUCAAUAAUGCAGCUGCAGUGUCCCAAGGAAAAGACAAGAGAUCCCAUCUGGGCAAUGGAUUCCUGUUAAGAAUGAGGAAAAUGGCUCAUUCCAUGAUGUUUCACCUAAAAGUGCAUCUUUUAUAAGACACUAGUUCUGUUUAUUGAGCUGUGGAGGCACAUUCAUUUCAGGGUUUAAAUGCAGAAUACUUAAUUUGUGUUAAUUUGAUACUAGUUUUUCCAGAUAUAAAAUGAAAGUACAGAGGCCCAGAAAUGACAGUAGGAAAUUCUAUGCUUCUGUAAAUACCUUUAAUGUGACUACUGGAUUAAAUUACAGGUGGGUAACUUUUCUAUGUGUAAGUCAUCAGUUUCCAUGUUCUAAUGUGUGUGAUUUAUUAUAAAUCUGUGUUUUGUAUGUUUUCAGUACUUGAGUCAGCACUUUAAACAGUGUGAUUUGUGGCUCUUGCUGGGUGUUCAGUUGGCUUCUGUAGUUGCCCCAUAUUUCAUUUUAACCUGAACACAGCCUUAUUUUACAAAAGGCAAGAAAGGGAAAAAUGCCACUUCAAGUGGUAAAUUCCUAACCCUUGACUACUGUUUUGCUAUGGAAUCUAUGUAGUUGUUCUUUGUACUUCUAGUUAAAAAGUUUCUAGUAUUCAGAGAAUCUGAGCUUGUGCAUGUUCGAAGUACCACUGUCACUAGGUAAGACCUUGGUUCUAGAUUUUGAAGCAAUCUUUUUCCUUAGCUGUUUGCCUGAAGGGCUUAUAAUGUAACGAUGACUCCCAAGAGUAAAAUUUAAGCAGGUUAUAUUUCAAACAGACAGGGCUGCCUAGGACAAAGUUGGUUGUGUUGGGAAUCCACAAGUUAUGCAAGUUUAUUACUGCAUUUUAACAUGGUGGGUUUAUCAGUAGGAUGGACUGCACUAACUGGUUCAGAAGCUAGAGUUAAGUAACGCUAAGUAAUGCUUUGUAAGUCGCACCUUCCCUUCAGCCAAAAACUGGAGCUAUGUAUAAACUGAAUUUUUUUAAAUAAAAGUACUCUAAAUAUUA